AGCGUCCUUGGAAAAUGCAAAUUUAUUCUUUUGUGAUUUUGGUCAGCACUUUUCAGUAAAUCCCAUACAGAAAUACAGAAAUGAUUGUGUUUCCAAAUAGUCAUAAAGUGUGUUCAGCCAAAAACAAUAUUUUAAAAAUUGGCCAACGGUCGGGAAUAUUAUGCUGGUUUCUUCGACUGCAUCACUGCAUCAAUUUGACAAGCGCCCGAUUUUCCACGAUGCAACGUAAUCAGACUUGAAUUAUGAUAUCUUAGACCGUGCACUGUCAUGGCGGCAGAUAUCUGCUCUCUAAAAAAAACAAACUUCAGAGACACCAUAGACACCCAAAUGAAGGGAAUGCUCCAAUCUCGUUAUAGUCGAGCGCGUUCGCAGCCUUUCCCUCCUUGUCCCUCCUUUAGUUUUUAUAUUGAGCAAAAUGGUGCGCUCCAUAGUGAAUCUAAAUUAUUACAUCAAAGGUGACAGUCUUGGGUAUUAGAAUUUAAGUCUGUGGUUUAAAAAAAACAGAAUAAUAUAACAUAGCUUUUAUAAUGAGCAUAGUAUUGCUAUGAUGAUAAAACCGCCUUAUUCCAGCAGAGUAAUUAUGCAAGAGGAGCAAAAGUCCCAUAUUAUCAUUGUGGUUUCAUAACGCAGAAACACGGUGGUCAGCGGGUUUGGAUUACUACUAACUUUUCAUGAAGAUUUAUAGUCAAAGUUCUUUGACUCAGUAUAAUAUGAAAUACAUGUAGAUAUUUUUACCGUCGAUUUGUCACUUUCUAAAAAUGAUAUAUUGUGGGUAAACUAUUAGAAUACACAAGGCUAUUCCAAAUUUGUACGAAACCAGUUUUGUCCUACAAUGUUCGGACAACACAAAUUCCCCUUCAACUUCCAUUCCUAUUUAACUUAAUAGAUUAUACAAAUACCAAAACGAGUGUUGAACGAAAAACAAAAAUUCCAUCAAAAUUGCCAAAACUACGGGAAAAUGCCGAUUUCUUUGGUUUCAUUAUUCUGACGAACGCCUGAUUUCACCUCGAUGCCUUCGUUCGUUAGUAGGCUCCGUGCAGUUCACUAUUUAUUAUUGCCCAGGCUAACUCUUCAACAUUCCAACCCUUUUUUAGCUUGUUAGAUAGUUUUCAGAACAAGCUUCAAUUUUACGGACUCUCAAAUAUUAACACAAGCUACUGCUGAUCUUUUCCUGCCUCAGUUGGAUACCCGUUUUCACCAGGGUGAAGAGAGGAAUAUUUGUGUAAAGUAUCUUCAACAACGACACAACGUUGUGCACAGAAUAGGGUUUGAACCCGCUACUGUACAGUUUAGAGUCCGCCAUCCAACCAUCAGACUACAAAUUGAUCACUUUUCAAAUUGGGUGACUAAGACUAAGAGUAAGAAUAUCUGAGAAGCACGGUCCAAAGGUUGUAUAGGUUGGGGGGGGGGGUAUAAAAAGACUUUAAUUUACAAUAAGAAAUACGAAUAUGGUUCAUAAUGCUUCACGGUAAGCUAAGAAUGUUUCCGAGUGUUCUAUGGUCUGCUGGGGUGAUAAUAAUAAUACAGUGUAAAGCACAUAGAGCUUGCUGUUGAGCUGGGGUAUGCACUAUACAAAUUUUAAUGCUAUUUAUUAUUACUUAUUAUUAUAUGAAUACGUCUUGACAGGUUAAGGCUGCGACGUCUAUUGGAGAGAACCCGCUGACGUCGGCAAGAUCAGUGGAAACGCUGACGUCAUCACAAACAUUUCUCUCACCCAUACUGGACGUCCGCCAUAGCUACUCAAGAGAUCUUAGCCUAAAGUUUGAACAAGAAACCACUCGUAGGUCAAUCGCAGAUGAAUUUAGAAAAGGCGUUUCACAAGACACAGGGAAAAGCUACACAUCUUGGAAUUACAGAUCUGAUUUGACUGACAGAUCUAGGGAUAGCAGAAGUGAUUCGGUCGACGCAUUUAGGGAAAAUAGACAUAACCAUGUUGGGACUAGAGAUAACAAACGUGAUUCUUUUGAAAGUAGAGAAAAUAGACGUGAUUCGGUUGAGUAUAGGAAUAACAAGCGCGAUACAAUAGAAUAUAAGACUGACCAGCAUGAUUCGAUUGACACCACUCGGGAAAAUAGACGCUAUUUGAUUGACACCAGGAACAACAGACAUGAUUUUGUUGAAAAUAAAAAUAACAGACGUGAUUCGGUUGAUACCUCCCGAGACAGCAGACGUGAUUUAGUUGGGACUUCGGAUAGCACAAAUGAUUCAGUUGAGACUAGGGACAAUAGACAUGAUUCAGUUGAGAGUAGAAAUAAUAGGCAUAGUUUGUUUGACACCAGUAGGGAUAACAGACGUGAUCUGGUUAACAACAGACGCACGAUGGACGCGAUAAACAGGGAUAACAGGCUUGACAUGAAUGAGAUAAACAGAGCCGACAGCCGUGACGUGGACGAGAUCAAAAACAACAGGCGUGACAUGAACGAGAUCAGAGACAACAGACGUAAAGUGAAAAAGUUCAACGGGGAUGAGACCAGAUACAGCAGACGUGACACGAUCGAGACCAACAGAGACAGCAGGCGUGAUAUGGAUGAGAUAAGAAGAGACAACAGACAUGAAGUGAACAAGCUAAACAGAGACGAGAUUAGAGACAACAGGCGGGACAUGGAUGAAAUCUACAGAGACAACAGGCGUGACAUGAAAGAGCUCAGAAACUACAGGUGUGACCUGAGCGAGAUUAGAGACAACAGGCGUCACGUGAAUGAGGUAAGCAGAGAUGACAGGCAUGACACAAACGAGAUCAGAGAUGACAGACAUGAAGUGAACAGGGUAAGCAGAGAUGAGAUCAGAGACAACAGACGUGAAGUGAUGGUGCCCAGCAGAGACAGCAGACGUGACAUGAUCGGGAAGAGAGACAACAGGCGUGACAUGAAUGGGAUAAACACAGACAACAGGCGUGACAUGGACGAGAUCAGAAACUACAGACGUGAAGUGAGCGAGGUAAACAGAGACGAAAUCAGAGACAACAUGCGUGAGAUAAAGGAGGUUAACAGAGACAACAGGCGUGACCCAAACGACCUUAGAGUCAACAGACAUGAAGUGAAUAGGGUAAGCAGAGAUGAGAUCAGAGACAACAGACGUGACAUGAUCGCGAGCAGAGACAACAGGCUUGAUAAGAACGAGAUCAGGAGCAACAGACGUGACAUGAAGGAGAUAAGCAGAGACGAGGGUCAUGACUUGAACGAGAUCAGAGACAGCAGACAUGAAGUGAACAAGGUGAACAGAGACGAAAUCAGAGACGACACUCAUGAGAUGAACAAGGUUAACAGAGACAACAGGCGUGACAUGGACGAGCUCAGAAACUACAGGCGUGACCUGAGCGAGAUCAGAGACAACAGGCGUGACAUGAACAAGGUUAACAGAGACGACAGUCGUGACUUGAACGAGAUCAGAGAUGACAGACAUGAAGUGAACAGGAUAAGCAGAGAUGAGAUCAGAGACAGCAGACGUGACAUGACCAGGAACAGAGACAACAGAUUUGAAAUGAAAGAGAUCAUGCGCAACAGGCGGGACUUGGACGAGAUAAGCAGAGACAACAGGCGUGACAUGAAUGAGAUCAGCAGAGACAACAGUCGUGAUAUGGACGAGAUCAAAAGCAACAGACGUGAAGUGAACAAAGUAAAUAGAGACGAAAUCCGAGACAACAUGCGUGUGAUGAUCGGUAACAGGGACAACAGGCAUGACCUGAAUGAGAUAAGCAGAGAAAACAGUCGUGACUUGAACGAGAUCAGAGACGACAGACAUAAAGUGAACAGGGUAAGCAGAGAUGAGAUCAGAGACAACAGACGUGACAUGAACGAGAUUAACAGAGACAACAGGCGUGACAUGGACGAGCUCAGAAACUACAGGCGUGACCGGAGCGAGAUCAGAGACAACAGGCGUCACAUGAACGAGGUUAACAGAGACAACAGGCGUGACACCAACGAGGUUAGAGUCAACAGACAUGAAGUGAACAUGGUAAACAGAGAUGAGAUCAGAGACAACAGACGUGACAUGAUGGUGGACAGCAGAGACAGCUGGCAUGGUAUGAACGAAGUCAACAGAGACAAUAGGCGUGAAAAGAUCAAGGUCACUAGAGACAGCAGACGUGACGUGAUCGAGAACAGAGACAAGGUGCGUGAUAUGAAAGAGGUAAACGGAGGCAAUAGGCGUGACACAAAUGAGAUGAAUAGAGACAACAGGCGUGACAUGAUCGAGGUUAACAGGGACAAUAGGCGUGAAUUGAACGAGAUAAACAGAGCCAGCAGGAUUGACAAGAACGAGAAACGAAACAACAGACGUUUAGAAAAGGAAAUAAACAGAGAAAACAGGCGUGAUAUAAACGAAAUGAAAAGAGACAAGAAACGGGACAUAAACGAGAUCAGAGAAAACAGUCGUGACAUGAACAAGAUCAGAGACAACAGGUGUGAUAUGGACGAGAUUAGAAACAACAAGUGCCAACUGAACGAAGUAAACAGAGACACCAGACGUGGCAACGAUAAAAUCAGGGAAAACAGGCGUGACAUAAACGAAAUAAACAAAGACAACAGGCUUGAUACGAACGAGAUAAAUAGGGACAGCAGGCUUGAUGUUAGCGAGGUAAACAGAGGCAACUUGCGGAAAGCGUUUAAACUGACAAUAGUUAACAGACUUGGGGCGUCAGUAAGACGCCGAGACAGCCAGCGUGACUCGUUGCAAGCUUCUUCUGUAAUGAGACGUGACAUGUUUGAGGGGUUGAGGGGCAACACUCGUGACAUGUUUGAGGGGACGAGGGAUAACAGACGUGACAUGUUUGAGGGGAGGAGGGACAACAAACGUGACAGGUUUGAAGGAAGGAGGGACGACACACGUGACAUGUUUAAGGGGACGAGGGAUAACAGACGUGACAUGUCGGAUGAUAUUAGACAGGGAAAACGAGACAUGUCUGGCAUGACGAGAAACCUCAGACACGGAAUGUUUUUGUUAACCCGCGACGAGAGACGUGAGGAGUCUGAUUCUACCAGACUUUACGGCCGUGACACACGUGAUACCAUACGAGACAACAGGCGUGACGUGCGAGAUGAAAACAGAGACACUAGACGUGACAUGCGUGAUGAUACGAGGGACAAGAGACGUGACGUAGAUGAAACCGUAAGAGACAAGAGGCGUGACGUGCGUGAUACUGAACAAAACAAUAGACGUGAUGACUUGCGUGAUAUUGAACGAAACAAUAGACGUGAUGACUUGCGUGAUACUACAAGAGACAAUAGACGUGAUGACUUGCGUGAUGCUACAAGAGACAAUAGACGUGAUGACUUGCGUGGUGCUACACGAGACAAUAGACGUGAUGACUUGCGUGGUGCUACACGAGACAAUAGACGUGAUGACUUGCAUGGUGCUACACGAGACAAUAGACGUGAUGACUUGCGUGGUGCUACACGAGACAAUAGACGUGAUGACUUGAGUGAUGCUACACGAGACAACAGACGAGACGUGCGUGAUUCAAUUACAUACAACAGACGUGUCAUAGAUGACACUACGACAGACGACCAACGUGACAUGCAUUAUCCUUCAAGAGACAACAGACGUGACACUCGUGAUGGUACGAGAGGAAACAGGCGUGGAAUGUUUGAUACUAACGAUUCUACAACAGACAACAGGCAUAGCAUGUUUGAUGCAGACAACAGACGCGACAUUCGUGACGCUACAGAAGAAAGCACACGUGGUGACACGCGGGAUGCUGCAAUAGUUAACAGACGUGAUAUGCGUGAUACUACAAUAGUUAACAGACGUGACAUGCUUGAUACAAGUGAUACUACAAGAGACAACAGACGUGACAUGCAAGAAUUUACGACAGACAACAGACAUGACAUGUACGAUACUACAAGAGACAACAGGCGUGACAUGCAUGAUGCAAUGACAAACAACAGACGUGACAAGAGUGAAACUGCAAGAGACAACAGGCGUGACAUGCAUGAUUUUACGGCAGACAAGAGACGUGACAUGCACGAUACUACAAGAGACAACAGGCGUGACACGCGUGAUGCUAUGACAGACAGCAGACGUGACAUAAGUGACGCUACAGGAGACAGCAGACGUGCCAUGCGUGAUGAUGCAAGAGACAACAGACGCAAUGUGUGUGAUGGUGCUUCAGAUGGCAGACGUGAUAUUUGUGUUACUGCAAGAGACAACAAUCGUGAUGUUCUUGACUCUGAAAGAUACAGCAGACGUAACAUGCGUGAUACUACUAGAGACAACAGACGUAGCAUGCGUGAUACUACAAGAGAGAACAGACGUGACAUGCAUGAUACUGCAAGAGACAAUGCACGUGGCACGCAUGAAAUUGCAAGGGACAAUAGACAUUUUGUUCAUGGUGUCAGUGAUACUACAAUCAAAACACGUGACGUGCGUGAUUCUGCAAGAGACUAUAGACGUGAUAUGCAUGGUAUUACAAAACAUAAUAGACGUGACAUGCGUGAUGCCACGAGAGACAACAGACGUGGCAUGCGUGAUGCUACCACAGAAUACAGACGUGGCUUUCGUGAUACUGCAUCGAACAACAGAGGUGACACGUCUGAAGCCACUAGACACAACGCCCGUGAUAUUGUUAGUUCGAACCAAGGCAGCAGGAGCAAUACCUCAGCAAUGCACAGACACAAUACUCCAUCCACUGUUGCUGAAACAAUUCAAGACGUUAGUACCAACAAACAAAGCAGGUACAGCAAUCUCCAAGACUUGGUCACGGGCAGCUCACUUGAAGUCUACAAAUAUCCAUACACCCUUGAAUUUAAAAAAAAAGUUAAAGUGUUCGUUUCGCUUGGUACUAAAAGUUUCAGUGAUUUUGUGCUCGUUGAAGACGACCCUACGCUGAAUAGUGGAAGUGACCAAAAUAUGAGGACGUCAGAAUCAAACUCGACUUCCGACCUUCGCAUCUGGAUCUCAAAGUCACCAACAUCUAAGACAUCUGACAUAGGCUCACGGCAAACGGCACUCUUUCUCGACGAUCUUGGAAUCGAAUUCAAGAGUGUCGUCGGCACAUACGAGAAUGUCGGAGAGCGACGUUCUCCAGUCUUCCUCUGGCACCAUGAUGUUCAGCGCUACCUACGGGAAGGGUUUUUCGGAGUUCUGGGAAUAGCAAGCCUGUAUAUGACCUCUUCAUCGUAUGGGAUCAAAGCAAAGCCCUUGUCUUGCUUGUAACCUACUCUCACUCAACUAGAGUAUACCAUUGGCUUUUAUCUAUCCAGGUAUAUACUAUAUAUUUACCCAUUAUAUCUAGGUAUAUACCGUAGUCCAUGGAAGAAUCUUCUCCUUCAGGCCUGGUUCUUGGCUGUCUUGACUGCCUCCCUACAACCAAAAAAGCAACUGUCUGGUCAGCUGAUUGUCGCUGUCUUGAAUUUGACAUUUGAUUUUUCUUUCUUUCCUGAAUUUGUUUUAAACAGAUUCAUGGUAUAUAUUUUUCUUGUCUCUUUCUAUUCCCCGUUAGGUUACACAGAGUCUUUGUUUCUUAUAUAAUAUUCCAUAAAGGGAGGGGCUUUUUAGGCAUGUACAAUUCUUACGUCGCCGGUUGGAAAUAGUUGUGAAUAGUGAAGAAUGCUACAUUUUCAUUAGUUAAAAUGUUCUGCUCUUUUAGAUAGUUAUCCUUAAUUGCAAAGCAAAUAUACUGUACUGUCAGUUUACCUUCUGCUCUACCUAAAGAGGUUUUCUUUCAUUUGAGCCUCACUGCCGUUGCAGGGUUUGGGGCUGUCAUAAGCUGUUGAGGGUUACACUCUUGCUUAAAACAAAGUGCACCAUUUGGGCAGAGGUGGGGAAAGCCAGCGACUUGAAAUCACUCAAGAGUGUUCAAAAAGCGGGAAAAGGAUACUUUCUGGAAUAACAAUAAAUACUCGUACAGUCUUCCUAUCUAUUAGUUUCAAAUAACUCAUCAUAAAUUUGGAGAACGCGCAAAGUUCUUAAAUCUCGUAUUGUUCUCUUGGCGUUUUGGUAAAUGAAAUUAAUGAAUUUAAUUCGAAAGCUAACAAAGUACACGUUAUUGGGAUAGUAGAUUAAUUCAGAUUCAAUUAAGAAUGAAUAACACGCACUUUAUUGGGAAAUUACUUGGGUUACAACAGCUAACAUACAAACAUAGAUAUAUGAUCAAACAGACAAAUAUGCAUACAUACAAACAAAAGAUUAUCCCAAGAUCAAAAUAGUUUGAAUUGUUUUACAUAUCAAGGCAUCCCAACAUCUGUCACAUUGACCAAAUUAAAUAUGCUCUUUUCAACUGCAUAAAACGGAUUUCUCUCCUGAGGAAAUUAGAACCGAAAAGCAAAAAGAGAUGCUUAAAAUGUCUGUACAUUGAAGAAACAGUGAAAAUAAAAUGGUGCGAAAACUUG
Aplysia californica (California sea hare) is the source of this 8327-nucleotide messenger RNA. Its product is annotated as zinc finger CCCH domain-containing protein 13-like. NCBI's taxonomy places the organism in Eukaryota, Metazoa, Mollusca, Gastropoda, Aplysiida, Aplysiidae. The record is from RefSeq and is a predicted model, not a curated record. The transcript has 3 exons. Bases 2320 to 7152 code for a protein of 1610 amino acids.